Messenger RNA from Solea senegalensis (Senegalese sole), 2314 nucleotides. RefSeq names its product serine/threonine-protein phosphatase 2B catalytic subunit alpha isoform. Gene Ontology annotation, biological process: calcineurin-NFAT signaling cascade. The record is from RefSeq and is a predicted model, not a curated record. Gene Ontology annotation, cellular component: cytoplasm; calcineurin complex; cytosol. Bases 243 to 1856 code for a protein of 537 amino acids. NCBI's taxonomy places the organism in Eukaryota, Metazoa, Chordata, Actinopteri, Pleuronectiformes, Soleidae. The transcript is spliced from 16 exons. Gene Ontology annotation, molecular function: calmodulin-dependent protein phosphatase activity; calmodulin binding.
ACAACUUGAUCCAGAAUAACAGUAAAUCAGACGGCAGCUCCUCCAGAGCAGCAGCAGCAGCAGCAGCGAAAUUGUAGCCCUGUUGCAAGUAUUUUUGGCCGCAGAUAACCGAGUGAGCUCACUGCGGUCUAUUUCUUCGGAUAGACUCGAGAGUUGUUCAGGCAAGAGCAACGCAAAAGGAGCGUUUUUUCGGUCUCUUCUUUCCCCCCUGCUAUAUCGCAACAUUAUAUCACACACUGGAAAUGUCCGAAAACAAGCCGAAUGAUGAGCCGAAGUUAUCUACGACGGACAGGGUGGUGAAAUCUGUCCCCUUCCCCCCCAGUCACCGGCUGACGGCUAAAGAGGUGUUUGACAGUGAGGGGAAGCCCAAAGUGGACGUGCUGAAAGCUCACCUAACCAAGGAGGGCCGUGUGGAGGAGGCGGUGGCUCUGAGGCUCAUAGGAGAGGGUGCUGCAAUCCUGCGCUCAGAGAAGAACUUGCUGGACAUCGAUGCUCCUGUCACAGUGUGCGGAGACAUCCAUGGCCAGUUCUUUGACCUGAUGAAGCUGUUUGAAGUAGGAGGAUCACCAGCCUCCACGCGCUACCUUUUCCUGGGGGACUAUGUUGACAGAGGAUAUUUCAGUAUUGAAUGUGUGCUGUACUUGUGGGCCUUAAAGAUCCUGUACCCCAAAACACUGUUUUUGCUUCGUGGGAAUCAUGAAUGUAGACAUUUAACAGAGUAUUUCACAUUUAAGCAGGAAUGUAGAAUUAAGUAUUCAGAAAGGGUGUAUGACGCAUGUAUGGAUGCCUUCGACUGUCUUCCCCUGGCUGCACUUAUGAACCAGCAGUUCCUAUGUGUACACGGAGGACUGUCUCCAGAAAUCACAAAUCUUGAUGACAUCAGGAAACUAGACAGAUUCAAAGAGCCACCGGCAUACGGGCCGAUGUGUGAUCUGCUGUGGUCUGACCCCCUGGAGGACUUUGGAAACGAGAAGAGCCAAGAGCAUUUCACACACAACACAGUGCGAGGGUGUUCCUACUUUUACAGCUACCCUGCAGUCUGUGACUUUCUACAACACAAUAACUUAUUAUCUAUCAUCCGGGCCCAUGAAGCACAGGAUGCUGGAUAUCGCAUGUACAGAAAGAGUCAGACCACUGGCUUCCCAUCCCUUAUCACCAUCUUCUCUGCACCCAACUAUUUAGAUGUCUACAACAACAAAGCGGCAGUGCUGAAGUACGAGAACAACGUAAUGAACAUCCGACAGUUCAACUGCUCACCUCACCCUUACUGGCUGCCCAACUUCAUGGAUGUCUUCACCUGGUCCCUACCCUUUGUCGGUGAAAAGGUGACUGAGAUGCUUGUGAACGUACUGAGCAUCUGCUCCAAUGAUGAGCUGACCACUGAUGAGGAGCUGGAUGGACAGCUAAUAUAUCCCCCUAAAAAAGGUGCCACUGCCUCUGCCCGUAAGGAGGUCAUCCGCAACAAGAUCCGUGCCAUUGGGAAGAUGGCCAGAGUAUUCUCUGUGCUCAGAGAGGAGAGUGAGAGCGUGCUGACACUGAAGGGACUGACUCCGACAGGCAUGCUGCCGUGUGGAGUGCUGGCUGGUGGCAAAGAAAAGCUGCAGAAUGAAACUGCAGCUACUAUUGAAGCUAUUGAGGCUGACGAAGCCAUCAAGGGCUUCUCGCCCCAGCACAAGAUCACGAGCUUCGAGGAGGCGAAGGGCCUGGACCGCAUCAACGAACGCAUGCCACCGCGGCGAGACGCCCUGCCCUCCGACGCCAGCCUCAACUCCCUCAACAAAGCGCUGUCCUCGGAGACCAACGGCACGGACGCCAAGGGGAGCACCAGCAGCAGUGGCGGCAGCAACAUCCAGUGAAGGCCAGCAACAGCGGACGCCACCUUGGCCGACGGGGAGGCCCCGUCCCCUGCCUCAUCUCGGCCCACCAUCACGGCAGAAACGAUGCAAAGGGUGAAAGGGGGGUGGGGACAGUUGUAGUGUGAAGGGGGGAGGGGACAUCUCACUUGCUAGUCUUUGGUUAUGCCUUCAAAAAAAAUUAGCUCCUAGUCCAAUCUGCUAAGUUAUUGGCGGUUCACAUUUCUGUACGCUCAGGCCGUUAUUGUGCUUGACGCUGCACCACACCACAGUAUGACAGAGGGGAAGGACAGAGAGCGAUAGACAGACGCAUCCUUAAAGGUUGAUUUAUUUUAUUGUAUUUUUAUUUCUUGGAAGACCCUUGCUCAUUUACACACCGGAAAUGGAACGUCGUGUAACUUCUUACUAACUAUUGUACGUUUACAAAAAUACAGCACUAAAAAAAAAAAAAGAGGACGGAA